AUGACUAUAUAUCAGUUAUCACCAGAAUCCCAAUGGAAGAUUGUUUCUGGUUCCUUUAUUUACGGUCCGGUAGCUGCUGUAAGGGAAUUACUAGAUAAUAGCAUCGAUUCGGGUGCCAAGAAAAUAUUCAUUGAUGUAGAUUCUACUACAGGAGGAUGUGAAUAUAUAUCAGUCAAGGAUGACGGAUCAGGUGUGGACAUUAGUGACAGACCUUCCAUGUGCUUGGAACAUACUACAUCAAAGAUGAGUAGCCUCGGAGAUAUUUCGAUUCUAACUACGUUGGGGUUCAGAGGUGAAGCAUUGUUUCUUUUGUCAAACUUGUGUAACCAGCAAGGCUCAAUGCAGGUAGAAACAAAAACUGCAGAUGACGUCAUCGGAGAGAAAUGGUUAGUUGAUAGUGAAGGUGGUAUUACCAAUGGAAAAAGGUACAAAGUAUCUUGUCCCGUGGGAACUACAGUAACAUUAAGGAAACUUCUGGGAGGAUUACGAGCAAGAUAUCUUGAAAUUUCUUCGAAGCCAAGAAGAACUUUUGACGAAUUAACCCACUUAAUAAACCAUUAUUCCCUUAUUCAUAGAAACGUUCGUUUUUAUUUUUCGUUGGUGUCACUACAAAAAAAUGGUGCUAUAGAGCGUAAACAAAUGCAAGAGACGUUAGACUCCAAGAUUUCUAGAGCUAGGAGCCUGUCCCUCCUGGCUAGACUAAAAAAGCCUGUGUCGCUAAACUUUAUUGUAGAAGAAAACUUUGUUAUUGACGAGAAAUUAAAUUUAGAUUUGAUCUUACCAAGGAUGGUGCCAGAAUCUGACGUUAUUAAUAUAAAAAAGCGAUUUAGAUUUUUAUCUGUCAAUGAGAGAGCGCUAUCGUUGAACUUGGAGACAGGAAAGACCAUUUCUAGGCUACUAUCAUCAGUCUAUAAAAAUUCGUCUUUAUUAGAACCCAUGAUUUGGUUUCUCAAUUUAAAUUGUGAUACAAAACUACUUGACGUCAAUAUUGAACCAGAGAAAAACGAUGUGAUGAUCAAAAGUUUCGAAGUGAUACUUAAGAAAAUAGAGAGUAACUUAAAGUUGUUAUUGGAGGAGAAAAUUUGCAUCAAAACGAAUAUACUGGGAGAUGAACGUAUUCAGCCUCCUAUCGACAAAAAAAUUUCUUCCGCAUUGAAGAUACUUACACCUGACGCGGAGGAUGAAAUAUCAAAAGACCGUGGUGCUAUUAGUUGUAAAGAUAAGGCUGACAGCCAACAAAAAAACCCGGAUUCGAUAGCGCCAACUUAUUAUGAUGAAUCAAACUUGGAAAAUACAACCAUUGUCGCUGCUACUCCCUCACCUACAAAACUUGGCGAGAACAAAGCUCUUGACCAACAAACUCAGCAGGAGAUUUCAAGCCAUAGAACCUCGAGUUCCGGAUCCAUGGCUUCCGAAGACGGUAUUAAUUGGCGUCAUAAUUUCCAACAAGAAUUAAGUGAAAGUAAUGAAAUAGCAGGGGCUGGAUCCUCAACACUACCCUCGUCAUUAACUUACAACUAUAUAGAAACUAUUCCAGAGAACGAGGAUUUAGAACUUUCUAAGGACGCCUCUAUUUCUAAUCCCUUUAUGAUCACCAAAAUAAGAAACGCCAAUAGGAAACUGAGCGAAAACUCAUUCAAGGCCAAACAUAACUGUGAAAACCCUGAUAAAAGGAAAAUACCCAAGGAAAGACAGCUCUCCUACGCAGAAAAGGAGGAACUAAUAAAACUUCAGCAAGUCUGGGAUAAAAGAAACAACGCUGUGGACACGACCAUUCCACAGAAUUUGAAAAAAAAAAAUAUUGAUGAAUAUAUAAAGAAUGUGUCCUGCAUGCGCAAUAUAAAACCGAGACUCAUGCAUUUUUCCGAAUAUACCAACAACUACGUCUUUACCCUGAAAAAUGAAAACCUUAUCAAGCACGGGAGCGAUAGCUUUGCCAAAGAAACUCUGUGGUUACGAUCGAGAGAUGAUCCCACAAAUCCUUCUUCCAUUCUUUUGCAAGGUUUGCGCUCGCAUGUGAAGAAACCGGGACGCAUUGAAGCCACGACAAGUGAAUGGUGCCUCUUCACACCAGACAGCCCCUGA
Messenger RNA from Saccharomyces paradoxus, 2085 nucleotides. RefSeq names its product mismatch repair protein MLH2 (gene MLH2). Gene Ontology annotation, biological process: mismatch repair. The coding region runs from base 1 to 2085 and encodes 694 amino acids. The record is from RefSeq and is a predicted model, not a curated record. The transcript has a single exon. Gene Ontology annotation, cellular component: MutLalpha complex. NCBI's taxonomy places the organism in Eukaryota, Fungi, Ascomycota, Saccharomycetes, Saccharomycetales, Saccharomycetaceae. Gene Ontology annotation, molecular function: ATP binding; ATP-dependent DNA damage sensor activity; ATP hydrolysis activity.